Nerophis lumbriciformis (worm pipefish) is the source of this 459-nucleotide messenger RNA. NCBI's taxonomy places the organism in Eukaryota, Metazoa, Chordata, Actinopteri, Syngnathiformes, Syngnathidae. The record is from RefSeq and is a predicted model, not a curated record.
AUGCCAACUUCUUCCUCAGCUGCUCCUGACACGCGUUUGAUUGAGCUUGGAAAACCCCCACAAAUGGACGGGCGCUGCCACCCCUCUCCUGGGCCUGAAGAAGAAGCUGGAUCCAACAUGUCUGCACGCUCGGACAGUUUGGGGAGCAGCAGCUGCGUGUUUUCUUCCGACGCCUCACACCAGCCCGUGACGGGAGAUGACUGUGCAGAACUUGUCCUGGCCUGUCUGCAUUGUCGCUUCCACGAGUUCCUGCUCCUGCUGCAGGACACGACAUGGAGGUUGGUGACGCGCUGCUGGCCUGCGCUGGACUACGUCGCUCAGUCCGGUCAGCGGGACCACCGGGGAUUCGAGGGCUGCAACUGCGAUCUGGGACUGGACUGGGACUUUUGCAACUCCUGCCAGGACUCGGCAGAACUUCUGGAGCUGGCCAUGGAGAUAUCAGAAGUGUGCUAUCGCUAA